This is a messenger RNA of Euleptes europaea (tarantolino), 1110 nucleotides long. It is a transcript of the gene DTNBP1, whose product is annotated as dystrobrevin binding protein 1. Gene Ontology annotation, biological process: negative regulation of protein kinase activity; regulation of synaptic vesicle exocytosis; anterograde synaptic vesicle transport. NCBI's taxonomy places the organism in Eukaryota, Metazoa, Chordata, Lepidosauria, Squamata, Sphaerodactylidae. Gene Ontology annotation, cellular component: neuron projection; plasma membrane; BLOC-1 complex. The record is from RefSeq and is a predicted model, not a curated record. The coding region runs from base 15 to 1070 and encodes 351 amino acids. The transcript is spliced from 10 exons.
GCGCGGGGCGGAAGAUGUUCGAGAGCCUGCGCGGCCGGCUCCUGAGCGUCCAGCAGGACUUGACCUCGGGGCUGAAGACUUUGGGUGAGAAAUCAAGAGAAACCAAAAUAAGCAAGCAAAGGAGUGUUCAGUGUUUGCCAGAGUUCUCUGCUGGAUUAGAUCUGCUGAGCAGGUAUGAAGAUAUUUGGGCAGCCCUUCACAGAGGAACGAAAGAAUGUGCCAAAAUGGGAGAGUUGGUGGAUAGUGAAGUUGUGAUGCUUUCUGCACACUGGGAGAAGAAAAGAAGCAGUCUCCUAGACCUUCAGGAGCAGCUCCAGCAAAUUCCUGUUUUUUUAGCAGAUUUGGAAUCGACAACAGCUAGCCUAGUCCAGUUGGAAGCAAAUUUUAAGGAAAUGGAGGACCAUUUACUGAAUCUUGAGGAUCUCUGUGGACAGUCUGAAUUGGAAAGAUACAAGCAUAUACAGGCACUUCAGCUGGAAAACUACAAGAAGACUAAACGAAGAGAACUUGAGAUCUUCAAAGCUGAACUAGAUGCAGAGCAUGCACAGAAGGUGUUGGAUAUGGAGCACACCCAACAGCUGAAGCUCAAGGAGCGGCAAAAGUUCUUUGAAGAAGCUUUCCAGCAGGACAUGGAACAAUAUCUCUCCACCGGCUAUCUCCAGAUAGCUGAAAGGCGAGAGCCAAUAGGAAGCAUGUCUUCUAUGGAAGUGAACGUGGACAUGUUGGAGCAAAUGGACCUUGUGGAUAUGUCUGACCAAGAAGCCUUAGAUGUCUUUCUUAAUUCCGGAGGAGAGGACAGUACUAUGCCAUCCCCUAUGAUAGGGCCAGACUCUACCACCUGUCAAAACGAAAUCAGUCUUCAAGUCCCUACUCCGCCAGAAUUGAGAGAGAAGUGGUCUUCAACAACCGGCUGCAUUGAUUCUACUAGCCAGGAUGCCAGUGAAGGAGAAUCGCCUGUGAUCCAGUCAGAUGAGGAAGAAGUGCAAGUGGACACUGCUCUUGUGGCCAACAGUGCAGAAGCGAAGGGCCCGUCUGAUCUGAGCGAUGAGAGUGACUCACAGACAGGCUGAAUCUAAUCAGUGCUCCAUAGGAAUUAUGACCACGGAAUGA